Molecule: messenger RNA, 3090 nt
Organism: Acaulospora morrowiae
Lineage: Eukaryota; Fungi; Glomeromycota; Glomeromycetes; Diversisporales; Acaulosporaceae
Source: the annotation of a GenBank genome assembly
AUGGAUGAUCUCAACGACUUGAUCUGGGGAAAUUCCGGUGUAAGCAAAACCAAAACCCCGCAGAAUAAUUCCACUUCAUUGAAUUCCCUACGAGGUCAUUCCAAUACUCCAUCAACAACAAAAACUUCACCAAUUCUCUCAUCAGCUAAUAAAAUUCAUUCAACUCCUAUUGCAAGUACACCAAACUACUUUUCAUCUUCUAUUAAUAGUAAUUCAUCCGAAAGUUCCGCUUUUAAUAAAUCCCCUGACGAUUCUCCAAGAAUAAAUCCCGUCAGGAAUAAUACCGAAGCCUUUGAUAAGCUUCAUUCAUUUAACAAAAAACCAACAAGCCUGUCCCUGAUCGAACAACUUAAACUUCGAGAACAGGAACGACGUCGUAAAGAAGAGGAGGAAAAUCAACGUUAUGACGAACAUUAUGACCAAUCAAAUUUUUGGGAUUCUUUGGAGAGUAAAUCUAAUAAUAACCAGUCAACCGCUAAUCGGAAUGGGACAAGUGAUUCGCAGAAAACCAUAAAUCAACAAGUUGAUUUAUUCGAUGAACUUUUGAUGCCAUCAAGUAACAUUGAGAAACAUGAAUCAAAUCCUAACAAAGCAAAAAAUAAAUUUUAUUCUCAACCAAACGCUUCAUUGGGUAGUGGUAACAACCGACCAGACAUUGGAAUUUUGUCCAACACUACCAACAAAAUAUCAGCAUCAGAUGAUUUACUUGAUUUUGGAAUCUUUGAACAAGCACCCAAAUCAUCUCAAGUCAUUGUUGAGGACAACAUAGAUCCAUUUGAUACUAAAUCUGUGUCCACUCUUACUAAUGCGAGCUCGACAGUGUCACGGGAUUCUAGCGAAAGUCCAAUCCAAAGGAAUAUUCAUAAAGAUCAUUUGGUUGCACAGAUUGUUGAUAUGGGAUUUUCGGCUAGCGAAGCUGAGACUGCACUUGCCGCCACCUCCAGUGGUGAAGAUAUAUCAUCUGCCAUCGAAAUUCUUUUUCAACAACGUGAGGCCGAAAAUCAAGUUUUUGCGAGACGUGAGAUGAAUCGGAAUCUUCAUAAGACUCGGCAGCCAAACUUUCGUAAAUUUAAUACCGCGCAGGCUUAUUCUCCGUAUGAAGAUGAUGACGACGACAGUGAACCUGGAUCUAUACCGAGAAGUCGAAAUGCACCAAAAAAAAGUCAUCUUGAUGUAGCAAAAAGUAACAUGUACGGGAGAAGCGUGUCUGAUGGAGAAAGUAGCGAUCUUUCUUCUUCAUCUUCAAAUUUCUAUCAAUCCAAAGAAAAACUCAUCUCAACGGCUAGCGAAUUUGGAUUAACUGCAUUAAAGAAAGCAAGUACAUUGUAUAAACAAUCCAAAGAAAAAGUCAACAAAGCAAUAGAAGAAAUACAGAGGCAACAAGGGCAUCCAGAUGGUGAGGUUAAAAGGCCAAGAUGGAUGCAAGAUCAAUAUUUCCAAGAUUCGGACGAUUACUCGAGCGAAAAAUAUGGAGAUUCAACCGAUCAGCUUAAUGAAAUAAAUCAUGACGACAAUAAGUUUCAAGAAAAAUAUGGAAAAAUGGAAGGAUUCGGGAAAUUUAGGGACGUUCAUAAAAAUGAUUCGGGUGAUGAGACUAGACAACCAGAAAAAAUUUCGAAUAAAAUUAACAGCAUAAGUCGCGAAAUUCGGGAUCGACUGGUUGGAAAAAAUCCUUCAAAGGUUGAUGAUAGAUACGGAAAUCUGGAAAGGUACGUAGACAGCGACAGUACAAGUAACGAGAAUCUUGGUCACAUCGGAAUAAAUGAAAAAUUAAGUAAAUUGGAGAAAUUUCAAGAUAGCUAUGAUGAGACUAGUAGUGAGGAUGACCAGCCCGUUAAUCGUAAUCGUUUCGGACCGACCCCUUCUCGAUCUCAAGUAUCUAAUUUCGAUAGUAUCCCUUCGCAAAAACAAAUGCCCAAACCCCCCAAGCCAGCUGUACCUUCGAGAAAAACCAAACCAGAUAUUGAGUCAACGUACAUAUCACCUCGUCGACGUCCGGUAAAUAAUCCAAAAAAUGUUUCCCAUGAACCAUCACCUACAAUUAAGGCUUCACCGAAACCUGCUCCAACCCCACGCCCAGUAAUACAUGCGUCAUCUGAACAAUUAAGUAGUUCAGAUAUUCACAAAAACAAAGGAAAUGAAGUAUUCAAACUUGGACAAUUUGACGAGGCAGAAAAAUUCUAUUCGCUUGCCAUCGAAUCAUUACCUUCUAAACACCUACUACUCGUUGUACUUUACAAUAACCGCGCGACAACGAGGCUCAAAAUCGGAAAUAAUCGUGGUUGUGUUGAAGAUUGCACUUUUGCGCUUGAGUUAAUAGAUGAUGUUAUGCGACCGCCACCACCAGGAGUUGAAAUAGAUCUAAAAGGGCAGUAUGCAAAAGCACUUCUUCGUCGUGCCUCUGCAUACGAGUCGAUGGAGAAGUAUGAUCGCGCAAAGGACGAUUAUCAACAAUUAAUUAAUUCUGAUCCAAGUAGUAGUAACAAAGUCAGUGAUGGAUUACGACGUUGUCAGAAAGCAAUAAUGAUGUCAAACGGCCAGAGUUCAGCGAAUAAUAUUUCAAAUAUGCGAGUGCCCGAAUAUACGUCCUCAUCAUCCACGGCCUACAAUAACGUAGCAAUUCAGCCAGAUUCACAAAAUACCUUUGGCACACCUCUUAAUGAGUUCGGAUUUGUUGACCCAAAUGUGAACGUAUCGAUACCGAUACCUGUAGAUCCAAAUAAUCCUGCAGUUAAGAAGCUAAGAGAUCAUGCACGUCAACAAGACUUUGAAGAAUCGGAAAGAUUGAGACAUAAAGAUGAUGUGGAUCAAAGGAUAUCGCAAUGGAAAUUAGGAAAGGAAACCAAUGUCAGAGCACUGAUUGGUUCUUUAGAAACGAUACUUUGGGAUGAAUUAAGAUGGAAAAAAGUAGGACUACAUGAAUUGGUCACACCUGCACAAGUUAAAAUUCAAUAUAAGAAAGCCAUCGGAAAAGUGCAUCCUGAUAAGUUAAAUGUCUCAACUACAAUUGAGCAAAGACUUUUGGCCAACGGAGUAUUCUCCAUCCUAAAUGAUGCGUGGGAUGUGUUCAGGGCUCAAAAUAAUUUGUAA